This is a messenger RNA of Amblyraja radiata (thorny skate), 3271 nucleotides long. It is a transcript of the gene fastkd5, whose product is annotated as FAST kinase domains 5. The record is from RefSeq and is a predicted model, not a curated record. Lineage: Eukaryota; Metazoa; Chordata; Chondrichthyes; Rajiformes; Rajidae. Gene Ontology annotation, cellular component: ribonucleoprotein granule; mitochondrial matrix. Gene Ontology annotation, molecular function: RNA binding. Gene Ontology annotation, biological process: regulation of mitochondrial mRNA stability; mitochondrial RNA processing.
GGUUGGAGCCUGGGGCGUGUGCGCAUGUGCGGGGACUCGGGCCGGCGAGGCCUGCGGAAUCUACAAUCACAUCCAGGCGCCUUGCAGUACUGGAGAGAGCCAAGUCCAGGUCCCCCACACUUCCCAGAUAUGGCUACAGUCAAAUGCUGGAAGCUUCCCAGAAGAAUCUACAUUUGGCGAACAUAUUCAAAAACCAGUAGAUGCACUGAAGCAACAAGAGAUGAAGAAAAGAAAGUGAAUGAAAGUAACAAGGCAGGUGGUGUAAGGUUUGCCGGGACCAAUCUCUCCGUGCCCGGCACAGACUCAGUGAGGCUGGACUAUAAAGUAUGUUCCCUCCCUGCGGCAUAUGCCAGCAUUAAAAUCCAGGCGCAGCAGAAUAUUUCCAAGGAGACAGAUGAUUACAGGGACACUUUCCCACUUCUAUUGGAACAUGUUUCAUCCAAUGUGGGGAUCAAGCAAGUGCGUAACACCUACAUGGUGACUUGUUCUCGGCAGCUGUCCAGUGUCAGAAACACUCUGCUGAAUCUAUCUCAUAGUAAGGCCAAUGAAGAGCAGCUGGGUGAUGCACAGUGGCAUGUGACCUCAAAGGAAAAGCUGGAUGUGGACAGUGUGGAGGUCUAUGAUACCAAAGAAGACCCUCGAGGGUUCCAGAAAAUUGGAAGUGCCUACAAGGCUCUUUGUUACUGCGGCUCAGAACAGGGAGAGGCACUCUCCGUGCAAGAGGGGCAGAAGAUCCUGAGUAAUGUUUCCAUCAUGAAGAGCAGCCUGACCCCGGAGUGCAUAUCUGACUACUUGUGGCAGCUCAGCUGGCUGCCUGCCGAUCAGCACACACAAGUGAAGGCAGAUUCCCGCUUUGCAAUGCUUUGUCAGUUCAGCUUAGACAUUCAGGAAGCAUUCACUUUGCCUCAGCUCCUCCGAAUUCUCGAGGGUACGGUCCGCCUGGGGGUGCCCCCUGCCCACACGUUCCUGAAGGCCUACGAGGCCGAGUUCUGCCGCCGGGUGUGGGAUAUGGACUUUGAUCAGCUCUUGUUCACAGCCGACCUGUGGCGCUGCCUGGGGCGCAGCGUGCCGCGGUACAUGGGACUUCUCCUGAGCUACGCGGACUUGCGCUGGAAGGAGUUGACCAUGCCCCAGCUGGUUCAGCUCCUCUACAUCAUCGGAGAAAGUCGCCGGGCCCCUCCGGAUCUCAUGCAGAAACUGGAACUGCUGCUCUCCACGCACUUGGAUCGGAUGAACAUGGAGGACGUCGGAACUGCGUGCCUGGGUUUCUUCAAGUCAAAAAAUGGAUUUUCGGAGCAGCUGAUGCAAAGAAUCGGUGACAAGGUUGCUGCAAAGAUGGAGGAUAUUAGCAAUUAUAGCUUGGUGAACGUGAUGAAAAUGUUCCGUUACACGCACCAGAGCCACUUGCCGUUCUUGGAGCGUCUAGGGGAGGUGGCAGCUGAGCGCAUUCCCACUAUUGGCACGCAGGGAGUGAUGCAUAUUGUGCUGGCAUGUGCAGCAUUGCACUAUCGAGACAGCCGUAUCUUGGACGCUGUCGCUGCAAAGGUGCCUUCAAAGGUACAGCAUUGCAGGAGCAAAGAUGUCGCCAAAUACCUCUGGUCCUUCGCGGCUCUGAACUAUGAGCCCAACAAUGCUGUGGACUUCUUCUCCAGCCUAACUGAGCAGCUGCACCACAAAAUGCAGGAGUUUCAGCGUUUCCCGGAGCAUUUUCUGACCUCGUUGUUGGCGCUGGCGUUUACUCAACGCUUCCCUCACGAUCUCAUCGACAUCGCUCUGAGUCCGCAGUUUGUGAAGCUAGCAACGGAAGGGAGUCCAUUUGAGCUGAAGAAAGACCUCUUCACGCUCGACGGCACGGUGGCAAUUGAGUGCCCCGAUUACGGAGGUCAUCGUCUCCCACUGCUGUUGCAGCAAGAAGUCACAGAAAUGCUCUGGAGUUUUGCCAAGCAGGAUAUCUGUGUGAAGCCUGAGAUGGUGGAAGCUGCCACUUUGCUGCAAAUUAUGCUGGGCGGCCCUCAGUUUGUAAAGAACCAUAUGAUUUUGCCCCAUACUAGGUCAGCUGAUCUAGAGGUGCAUUUUGACCCAUUUGGCAAGCCGCUUCCAUUUAACACAGUAGCUUCGCGGAACGAGGUGCAAAAACUCGAGUUGAAGUUCAACAGCGUUCAGGUCACCGAUGAGUUAAUUUCCCAAAUUGCAAAAUGCAGAGUCAGCAGGUCCACUUUAAAAGAUGACCCUGACAGCUCAGGUGUGGGAGAAGAUGUGGACAUUGUUAAAACUUUACACAACACUGAAGAUAUAAAAGAAAGAAACCACGUGAGAUUAAAUAUAAAGCAAUUUAGAAAUGAUGUGGCCCUUACCAACAGUCUCCUCAGCUCACUGACUAACUCAAAUACUGUGGACAAAAAAACUGCUUGCCAGCCCAAGGAACGAUCAGAAAUAAAAAAACUUGCCAUUCAGGUGUCCAACCGCAACCACUACUGCCACAGUUCCAACAUCCUCCUGGGGCUGCACAGCAUGAAGAGGAGGCAGCUGGCACGAGUAGGCUAUGUGGUCAUAGAGCUUCCAUAUUGGGAGUGGGUCCCUUUACUUAAAAGGACUCGCUCUGAGAAAAUAGCCUACUUGCAUCAGAAACUCUACAAUGUACUGGAUUGAAGUAAAACACGCCUUCUUGAAAGGAGAUCAUGUCUCUCAGGCCAGAAUUUAACGUUCAUAAAUUCCUGAGUUUAAUGCAAUUAAAUGCAAAAAAAGUCAACUAUUUAUUCCAUGUCAAGCUCCUUGCUCCGUGUCAUGAAAAUAAAACGUUAUGGGAAUCUAUUGGUGAACACCAGACACAAUUAAAUUAAUGGAAUAUAUACAAUAUUCCAUCAUUAAUGAGUAUUAUGAAAUAUUUUUAUUUAUUAUUAUACAGUAGCUUGAAAACUAUUCUGUAGGUCGGGUCAUUUGUAACCUGGGGAUAUAUUUCUGUGCAUUCGUAUUACUAAUGCACAAAUACAGUGUUCAUGGUGAUUAACAAGCCUGGUAAUUCUGAAUCUUUUCAACAUAUUGUCACAGUUCUGAAAUCUCAUCACUAACAUGAGGGACCUAGAAUCUAUGAGGGUUUUCUGAUUUAUUGUAAAUGUACCUACAUUUGUUUCAUGUAAAUAAAUGGUCAAAAUUGUUGCCAAAGAACUGUGUUCAUUUUUUUGGGAGAUGCGAAUGAUAGUUUGGAUAAUUGUGGGAGAAAUGAGUUAUUUUCUUAUUCUGUACAUAAUUGCCUAUUAAAAUAAUAAACUUG